AUGGAGAGUGUGUCUGAUAAAGGUGGAAAGAUGGUCGAGAGUGAUGAGCAGUCGGAGAGGGAUAGUGGCGGUGGCGCAGCGAUGGCCGCGCUACACCAAUGCGAACUCAUCCAGAACAUGAUUGAAAUCUCCAUCUCCAGUUUACAGGGGCUCCGGACCAAAUGCGCCGCGUCCAAUGACCUCACACAGCAAGAGAUACGUACUUUAGAGGUAAAGCUGAUGAAGUACAUCUGUAAGCAGCUGCAGUGUAAGCGGAAAGUGCCAGAGGCAGAGAGGCCUCAGGCCUUGGACAGUUACCCACGGCUGGGGGACUGGCUGCGCACCAUCAACCUGAGACCUGAGCUCAUUGAGGCAGUGCCCGUGAAACUGUCCCUGGAUGCCUUGCUGCAGAUGCCAGGUUCUCAGGUGCAGGAGACCAUGAGGAGACUGGGCUCCACUUCAGAGGAGUGUGCCAGGCUCACCGCUGCCCUCUCCUGCCUGAAGAGUGCCACUGAAUCAGAUGGGGAGCUGAGAGAGGAUGUUGGACUCUGGUUCUCUGAGCCCACCCGGCGAGACAGUGGCUCUCUGCUGCUGCCUGCCGACCAGCUGACGGGGGGGAUGGGGGGUCCGAUGCGCCCCCACAGCCCCUCUCCCCUAGCUCGGCCCCCCACCACCCCAUCCACUCCCUCCACCCCCUGCACCGCCUGUGCCCAACCCCGGUUCGGCUCCGUGUCUGCAAUGCCCGGUCCCGAGGCACAUGGGGCGUACAUUUACGCUGACAGCCCCUUCACAGACCCCUUCCCCCUCUCCGCCGCCCAUCAGGGGCGACUCUAUGGCCACACCUCCACACCGCCCAUCACCCCGCCCUCCAAGAGGCGCCACAGGCUGAAGCCCCCAUGCACCCCGCCACCGCCCUCCCGCAAGGUGCUGCACCUCCUGCCCAACAUCACCCUGACCCGCAGCAAAAGUCACGAGUCCCAGCUGGGGAACCGCAUCGAGGAGCCGCCCACCAACAAGUAG
This is a messenger RNA of Salvelinus namaycush (lake trout), 999 nucleotides long. Its product is annotated as kinase suppressor of Ras 1-like. Lineage: Eukaryota; Metazoa; Chordata; Actinopteri; Salmoniformes; Salmonidae. The record is from RefSeq and is a predicted model, not a curated record. The transcript is spliced from 4 exons. Bases 1 to 999 code for a protein of 332 amino acids.